Messenger RNA from Salvelinus fontinalis (brook trout), 1440 nucleotides. It is a transcript of the gene plac8l1, whose product is annotated as PLAC8 like 1. Lineage: Eukaryota; Metazoa; Chordata; Actinopteri; Salmoniformes; Salmonidae. The record is from RefSeq and is a predicted model, not a curated record. Bases 110 to 820 code for a protein of 236 amino acids. The transcript has 5 exons.
GUUGAAACACAGUCUGCCUCUGUUUCUAUAAACACUACACAAUAGAUGUUCUGCUUUUUGCUCUCACUCAGCAGGAAAUGUCCUCGGCUGUUCAGAGAAACCGGUUGAGAUGUUUCUUAUUUUACCACAAGCCUCCCCCAGCCGAUUCUCAUACCAACACUGUGCACCAAAAAGCAGAAGUGAUCAGGAGGAAUGUGUGACAGCUCACUUGUGUCCAGGACUAAGCGGUAACACGUUGCUGUUGUCUGUGAUUCGGGGAGCAGCCGUCAGCAUGGAGGACACCACAGCCAUAGUCACCACAGACCAUUGUGCACCAGUCACCAAAGCUGCAAAGCAUCAGGCCCCAGGUGAUGAGGAGGACGAGGAAGCCGGGGGCUGGGACAUAGGAACAGAAAGCUGGAACACACAGAGUGCCGCUUCUGCUGUGAUGAAACUCCCUGUGCUCACGCAGCCUGGCCUGGGGGUAACCACGACAACAGUGACCACCAUCACUCAGACGGGAGGGGACUGGAGCAGCAGUCUGUUCAACGUGUGUGGAGACAGGAGCACAUGUCUCUUAGGGGUCUUUGUGCCCUGUUGCUUGGACCUGAGUCUGGCCCACCAGUACGGGGAGUGUCUGUGUCUGCCCCUGCUCCCUGGCUCCACAUUCGCCAUGCGGGUGGGCAUCAGGGAGAGAUACAAGAUACAGGGCAGCGUCUGUGAGGACUGGACUACAGUGUAUUGCUGCUACCCCCUGGCCAUCUGUCAGAUGAUCCGAGAGAUGAAGAGGAGGAUGAAGAGCCAAACCUACAAGGUAUCCACUGCACUAGAGUGCUCCUGACAACAUGGCUGUCUGUGUGCUAGAUUCAUUCAUCCAGGCCAGGACCACAUCUUAUUCAUAUUACAAUAUGCAUGAUCUAACCUUGGUACCUAUAGCAAACUUGGCUUGUGUAUAGAACCUUCAGAGGCUCAUGUCAUUUCAUUUGUGCAUCACUGAUGUCUGCAUAUUACUAUGUCACAGAUGGAUGGAUGAUUACUAUGUCACAGAUGGAUGGAUGAUUACUAUGUCACAGAUGGAUGGAUGAUUACUAUUACAGAUUACUUUGUCACAUCCGUCUAGAUGGUGAUUAUUACAGGUCUCUGUGGGGGUCAUCAUACUACAGGUGCCCGUUUGGUGUCUUAUGAGAGCCCUCGUGAUCAUUCUAGGGUUUCUGAGGACAUCCCUGUUAAAGAUGAGUCGGGCAUAUGUAAAGUAAAGUUGUUUAAGUUAAGAAUUAAGUUCAGAAUGUAUUUGGGGAUGGGGACUUGGAGUAGGCUUAGUAUUUGAGCCUAUGUUGGAUGUGGAACAUCAGUGAUACUUUACCAGACAAUGUUUCAUAAAUGUUUGUAAAGUAAAAUAAAAUUCCUAACCAAUUGUAUGAAACAGUCCAUGUAGGCUAAGCCAUUAAAUAAUAAAACCUA